Messenger RNA from Ictalurus furcatus (blue catfish), 4456 nucleotides. Its product is annotated as radixin. Gene Ontology annotation, biological process: positive regulation of protein localization to early endosome; positive regulation of early endosome to late endosome transport; regulation of organelle assembly. The transcript is spliced from 15 exons. Gene Ontology annotation, cellular component: adherens junction; filopodium; plasma membrane. NCBI's taxonomy places the organism in Eukaryota, Metazoa, Chordata, Actinopteri, Siluriformes, Ictaluridae. Gene Ontology annotation, molecular function: cell adhesion molecule binding; actin binding. Bases 261 to 1997 code for a protein of 578 amino acids. The record is from RefSeq and is a predicted model, not a curated record.
GCUAAACCUUACUCCUCUCUUUCCCUUCUGAUCGAAUUAGCGUGCCAACAGGAUACAGGGGCUCUUCAAAAAAGCAGUUCAGGAGGUUUUUCUGCUCCUGUGUUUCAUUUUUAAAGGAUUUCUGGAGUUUAUUUCAGCUCUAGGACGCGGUGCUUCCGCCGAGGGCCUGCGCCAAAAGGAUUUGGGUCGUCCUGUGACGGAGGACGAGUUUCUCCCUUUUUUUUUCCCCCCCUGGAUAAGCGGCAAGGGAGGAGGUGAAGAUGCCGAAACCGAUCAAUGUACGGGUGACUACGAUGGACGCCGAGCUGGAGUUCGCCAUCCAGCCCAACACCACAGGCAAACAGCUCUUUGACCAGGUGGUGAAGACUGUGGGGCUGCGUGAAGUCUGGUUUUUCGGGUUGCAGUACACGGACAGUAAGGGUUACACCACGUGGCUGAAGCUCAAUAAGAAGGUGACUCAGCAGGAUGUGAAGAAGGAGAACCCGCUCCAGUUCAAGUUCAGAGCAAAGUUUUUCCCAGAGGAUGUUUCCGAAGAGCUGAUCCAGGAGAUCACACAGCGCCUUUUCUUUCUUCAGGUGAAGGAGUCCAUUUUGAACGAUGAGAAUUAUUGUCCUCCUGAGACCGCAGUGCUUCUGGCGUCCUACUCCGUCCAGGCCAAAUACGCCGACUACAACAAGGACAUCCACAAGCCUGGCUAUCUUGCCAAUGACAGGCUUCUGCCACAGAGAGUUCUAGAGCAACACAAACUGACUAAAGAACAGUGGGAGGAAAGGAUACAGACUUGGCAUGAGGAGCAUAGAGGCAUGCUCAGAGAGGACUCCAUGAUGGAGUAUCUGAAAAUCGCUCAGGAUCUAGAGAUGUACGGCGUCAACUACUUUGAGAUCAAGAAUAAAAAGGGGACCGAGCUGUGGCUGGGAGUGGAUGCUCUGGGUCUCAACAUUUACGAACACGAAGACAAGCUUACACCAAAGAUUGGCUUUCCAUGGAGCGAAAUCCGUAACAUUUCCUUCAACGACAAGAAAUUUGUCAUCAAGCCCAUCGAUAAGAAAGCACCAGAUUUCGUGUUCUACGCACCACGGUUGCGGAUCAAUAAACGGAUCCUGGCUCUGUGCAUGGGUAACCACGAGCUUUAUAUGAGGAGGAGAAAGCCAGAUACCAUUGAGGUGCAGCAGAUGAAGGCCCAAGCCAGAGAGGAAAAACACCAGAAACAAAUGGAGAGGGCUCAGCUUGAAAACGAAAAGAAGAAGCGUGAGCUUGCAGAAAAGGAGAAGGAAAGAAUAGAGCGUGAGAAGGAUGAGCUGAUCGAGCGACUGCGACAGAUUGAAGAGCAAACGGCGAGAGCACAGAGAGAGCUGGAAGAACAGACACGUCGGGCUCUAGAACUGGACCAGGAAAGGCAGAGGGCAAGAGAAGAGGCUGAGAGACUGGAGAGAGAGAAACUGGCAGCCGAGGAGGCCCGAGCAGCGCUGGCCAAACAAGCAGCAGAUCAGAUGAAGAACCAGGAACAACUGGCUGCAGAACUGGGUGAGUUCACCGCCAAAAUCGCCCUGCUGGAGGAGGCCAAGAGAAAAAAGGAAGAUGAGGCAAAUGAAUGGCAGCACAAAGCUAUUUCAGCUCAGGAGGAUCUGGAGAAGACCAAAGAAGAGCUGAAGACCGUGAUGACCGUGGCAGUACCAGCAGGCAGCUCAGCAGAGAACGAGCACGAUGAGCACGACGAGAGCAGCGCCGAGGCCAGCGCCGAGCUCUCCAACGACGGCGUGGCGUAUCCACACACCGAGGAAGACCGUCUCACCGAAGCCCAGAAAAACGACCGUGUCAAGAAGCAGCUCCAAGCCCUGAGCUCAGAGUUGGCGCAGGCACGGGACGACUCGAAGAAGACGCAGAACGACAUGCUGCAUGCGGAGAACGUCAAGGCCGGCCGUGACAAGUACAAGACACUGCGCCAGAUCCGGCAGGGAAACACCAAGCAGCGAAUCGAUGAGUUCGAGUCCAUGUGAGGAGCGCUGACCCCUGGACCCUGACCCCCCCCACGACCCCACCCCGCCCACUUUCCAGCCCCACUCUCAAAGCUGCAGCCCUGAUGCCUUGGCAGCUGGCUUAUAAGCACAGCUUUCAUUCUUUGGGUUUUUUUUUUUCUUCACCAGCCCGUCCCACCAUAUGACCUUUAACCCAUGGCGCUUGAUAUAAUUCUACUCUGCAGAGAGGCUAGAGGGACGUGGUCGCCACCUUCCCCUCACGCUUUGCCAAAGCUCUCAUCGUCAGCCAAUCAGGCUGCUUGUUUUCAAGCUCCUCCCACUCGAUUCAUCCAUUUAGGAGCAAGCUUUGUAUCAUAUCUUUAUGAACAUUUCAAAUAUUUUUUUUUCUUUAAAUGAUAGAGAUACUAAAAUGGAAAUGUCAUUUUAGAGAGAGAUAUAUAUAAAAAAAAGGAAAUGGCAAAAAGAGAUCAAAAUUUAUUGAAAUGGCCAUUCAUUCUUUGUGUUCAUUUAUUAGAGAGUUUGCCCGCUUUAUACACUUUAUUCGCUGUCUUGAUUUACAACGAGCUCAAAGUAUCUAAUAAGUUUCUUUAGUUCCUCGCCUGUUCUAUUAACACGCUGCUUUUAAUUUCUGCUGUUAGCAAGUUUCAACAUCGGACGGCGGGUCUCGUUUGGGAUUUUCACCUCCACAUAACCCCCCCCCCCCCCCAGCAAGCACAUGAAAAUAAUCUCAUAACGAGUGCAAAAACAAACCUGUUAAAUAUCGAAUAAUUCAGUAAGAAUCAAAUAACCAAAACUACGGAUCACCAAAGGGAAGCUGUUGUCUGUGUCUGCAUCGUGUGAAAGAUUCGAACGGGGAAAGGUCGUUUAAGAUGACGAGCGCUGGUUUGCGAGUGGAAUGGGAGUCGGUGUAAGCCGUGUCGGGACGUUUCACAGUCUGGUGUUUGUUUUUCUUUUUGUUCCGUCCUCAGACUCGCAGUGUUUCAUGUCCAGUCUCCAUACGGAUGGUUUUCCCUGCCUGCCGGCUCACAAAGGCCCUGUCAGAUAGGCAGACAGAGCAGCUGCUUCAGUGUGGAAGAUGAAGUGUGUGCAGAUCUGUCUACCUCUCUGAGUGUGUGUGUGUGUGUAUGUGUGUGUGUGUGUGUGUGUGAGAGAGAAUCGCGAAAGCCUUUCUGGCCGGGGAGCAUAUGAAAACAUCAGUCCUGGCAUCAGGACAGCUCUCUACCUCAUUAAUGUAAAGCGUGGAGACUGAAUUGUCAAACACUGAGUGUGCUGAGAGACAGGAAAGACCGGUGAGAAGGUUUUCUGCUCUCGGUGUAGCGUUAAUGUCAUCUCGCUGUGUGUGUGUUAGUCUCAGUAUGAAUUCAGAGCUCAGUAUUAUGUCCAGAUCCAGAUUAAGUAGUGUCAUUCACCGCCUUCACCACGUGACCUGUAGAGCUAACGACGUCCGAUACCAAAGCCGUCCCGACGCGGAAACUGUGCCGAGUUCAGAGUAGCACAUCGCCGUGGUCAUGUGUAGCAGACUCGAACCCGUGAUCGUCUUCGUUUCCUCCUCCUUUUACUUCACAAGACACGGUUUUGCGCGUAUUUGAUUAUAAAAGAUGAUUUGGAAGGGUGUGAGUUUGUCAUGUUUUUCCUCUCUGUGCUUUCCUGCAGUGAGAUUAAAGCAAAUGAAGACCGGUAGGAAAUUUAUACAUGGAAGACGAUCCAUCUCCCGCGUUAUUCCUAGAGUCAUUCAUGUAGUUCUACUUCCUUGACCGUAUCUGUUACAUGCUCAUCUUGUGUCAAGAGAAAGCAGACCACUAAAACAUUUCUUGUUCACUUUUCCGCCACGUCUACACCAACCCUUUAUACAAUGUUCUAAAAUAAUUACUUGAUUUAAAAAUGAAGGAGUAUUUAGUGUAAUAAUCUGGAUUAUUAUUAUUAUUUUUUUUCAUUUUAUAUCUUUCAAUGUGAAUUGUUUAAUUUUACACUAGUGAAGGCAGAAAAGGUCAAAAAGCACUUGUUUUGGUGGUUGAGACACUAAAAGUUCAAACAAACCCAGCAUCUUGGUGUCCAGGAAUUGCCAUAGAAAGAGAAAAUUCUGUGCUUCCAAAAAAAAUAAUUUUUUUAUUGCUUUAUAAAUUUGAACCACCGGAGUUAGCACACUAGCUUUCACUGAAGGGGGAAGGGUUGCUACCUUAAUGCCACGAUGGUGUAACGUUGUUGCUUUGAGUUAUUAUUUUUUUUGUUUUGUUUGGAGUCAGGUGGAUUUUGGCCUGCUGGCAUUGGAGUGAUUUUGGGAGAAAAACAACCAGAGCAAAGCUGCCACUGCUGCUUCUGGAACCAGCUGUCAUGUUUGCAGUUUGUUUGUUUGUUUGUUUAUUUUUCGUUCCCCCCUUUUUAUGUUUAUAUAGCUUUCUGUUACAUAGAAAUCACAGUCGAGCUUUGUCCAUGAUUACAUAUGUUAAAAAAAAAUAAUAAUAAUAAAGAUGAAAUGUGUA